Messenger RNA from Aspergillus novofumigatus IBT 16806, 1803 nucleotides. Its product is annotated as DUF1776 domain-containing protein. The coding region runs from base 250 to 1647 and encodes 465 amino acids. The transcript has 4 exons. The record is from RefSeq and is a predicted model, not a curated record. NCBI's taxonomy places the organism in Eukaryota, Fungi, Ascomycota, Eurotiomycetes, Eurotiales, Aspergillaceae.
ACCACUUAAUAACAUGAAAAUGUCAGAAUCAUCUAGAUAUUCUCUGGUACAAAUACCAGCUUUAUAUUAAGUAACUCUGAGACUCAAAGCUACAGUUGACAUCCUUAUCCUUAUCCUGUGCUGUGGAGUAUAUCACGCUCAUGUGACUGGUUGAUAAUACAUCUGCUGCACUUAUCAGUGGAACUUUUUCGCCUUUAUCAACCUUUGUGGCAUCAAGCAUUUCGCUUCUGAUUUCAACUUCCAAUCAAGAUGACAAGCGAUGACCAGUUCUUCUUCGAUUAUCUUGCGUCGAUUCCCCAUGACGUAAGAAGAUACUCGCUCGAGGUCGCAGAUUCUAUCGACCGGCAAGUCGAUCACGUCGCGACAGUGAUUCGUGAUACACUCUCGCAUCAGUCAUGGCUCCCUCCUGCGAUCCGACCUUCUCCCAAGACAUAUCCAAGCUUCCAUGCGGCGCGGUCGCAGUCUUUCACUGAUCGCGCGUAUGACUGGAUGAUCCGAAAUCGAGCAUGGAGCGCUGCUUUAAUCGCAUUUAUUGGGACAACCAGCGUCCUGUACUUUGGGAGCAGCAAGCUACAUGGACGCCGGCGGAAGGCAAGAAGGGCUGGAAAUGGUGCUCGAAAGGAGAUAGUUGUUGUCGCCGGGUCUCCCCAUGAACCUAUGACCAGAGCGAUCGCCACUGAUUUGGAGCGUCGAGGCUAUAUUGUGUUUAUUACUGUCACGUCAGCUCAAGAGGAACAGCUGGUUCGGUCGGAAAAUCGAAUGGAUAUUAGAGCCCUUUGGCUUGAUCUCACAGCAACCCCUUCGCCUUCCGAGAUUCAUCCCUCUCUGCGUGACAUACAUUCCCUCAUUACACAGCCGCAAUGGCCGAUGCCUGGCGUACCUCCCCAUACCUGCCAGCUAAGCGGUAUUAUCCUGGUCCCAUCUCCUAAUUAUACAACUGGCCCGGUGGCCACUAUUCCACCAUCAGCCUGGGCCGAUACCAUCAAUACUCGACUCCUUUCUCCUAUACUAACCACUCAGAUCUUCCUCCCUCUUCUGACACUUCGCAACACGAAUAGCACCAUCCUCGUCCUCUACCCCUCUAUAUCGUCGUCGCUUUCAGCACCAUUUGCUGGUCCUGAAGUCACUACUGCCCGCGCUUUGUCAGGGUUCGCGACGUCUCUACGGACGGAGCUGCGGCUCUUGCAGCAUAAGAACAUUGAUGUUGUGGAGUUGAAGCUUGGCAACAUCGACCUCGGCCCCCAGUUCCGUGAUGCGCAGAGUCAUGUCACUGGGACCGAGGUCCUCGCAUGGAGCGCACAGCAACGGUCUCUCUAUGGGCCGCAGUACCUUUCGAGCAUUGAGCAGCGGCCUGUGGCAUCUGCAGGACCCAGUACGGUGCGAGGCUCACCUGCCAGAACGCUGCACUAUGCGGUGUUGGAUGCGCUGGAGCCAGCAUCAAAAGAUAUUUUUGGAAGAAAAAUUCCCAAGAAGCGGGUCAUAUACGCUGGAAGAGGCGCGAGGUCUUACAGCAUUAUUGGCGAGUGGGUUCCCGCCGGCCUGGUAGGAUGGAUGAUGGGCCUCCGAGGUGGCCACCCUACCACGUCGGACAGUGCCAGCAAUAGCAGCAGUGAGACUGGCUGGGAAAAAGUCAAUGAGGCGCGAUAAUAAUUCUGCCUAUUUUUUGGUUAUAAUUUGGAUACUGACCCCCGCUGACAUGCCUUGAUUUGUCAAAUCCCAUCUCCUCUCUAUUCUGGACGCAACGGAUAUCUCAUGAGAAGAAUACUCAAUUGCAUAUCAACUAGUAUUGGAUCGCAGCGUGCA